Haliotis rufescens (red abalone) is the source of this 2359-nucleotide messenger RNA. Its product is annotated as FGGY carbohydrate kinase domain-containing protein-like. The coding region runs from base 169 to 1818 and encodes 549 amino acids. The transcript has 16 exons. Gene Ontology annotation, molecular function: phosphotransferase activity, alcohol group as acceptor; kinase activity. Gene Ontology annotation, biological process: carbohydrate metabolic process. NCBI's taxonomy places the organism in Eukaryota, Metazoa, Mollusca, Gastropoda, Lepetellida, Haliotidae. The record is from RefSeq and is a predicted model, not a curated record.
UUUACUAGAAUAUUGUGUUUUUGUGAAGUGCAUCACAUGUUACAGUCCCAUAGUCGCCUGUCUGGCUUUUGACACGAGUGUCAGUUGGUAGGAUUUGUUAGGUUGUAAGUAUUCCGCUUCAGACCGCAAGUCAACACCACGUGACCUGUUUUCAGGCUGUGCAGGGCAAUGCGGCACUACAUCGGAAUAGACGUUGGUACAGGAAGUGUGCGGGCGGCCAUUGUGUCGGAAGCAGGAGAGCUGGUGGCAACUUCGGUGGCUGAGAUCACGACCUGGAACCCUGUCACCGAUCACUAUGAGCAGUCCUCAGACAACAUCUGGUCUGCUGUCACAACUACAGUCAAAAAUGUGCUGGAGACGUCUGGUGUGGACAGGGACCAGGUGAAAGGAGUGGGCUUUGAUGGAACCUGCUCUCUAGUUGUCCUUGACAAAAACUUCAAGCCUGUGUCUGUCAGUCAAACAGGGCGCCCUGAAUGUAACGUGAUCCUGUGGAUGGACCACCGGGCUGCGACCCAGGCCCACGCCAUCAACCAGACGGGGAGCCCGGUGCUGCAGUACGUGGGGGGCAGGAUGUCCCUGGAGAUGCAGAUGCCGAAACUCUGCUGGCUGAAACAGAACCUGAAGGACGAGUGUUGGAACCAUUCCGCACACUUCUUUGAUCUGCCGGACUUCCUCACAUGGAGGGCCACCCACUCUGUGUCCAGGUCGCUGUGCACGCUGGUGUGUAAGUGGGGGUAUGUGGCCGGGACGGAGACCGAGUCCGGAUGGAGCGGAGACUUCUUCAAGAACAUCGGCCUGGAAGACCUCAUGCAUGAUAACUACAGCAAAAUAGGAAGUGAUGUGCGAGCGCCAGGAGAGGCUUGUGGGACAGGAUUAACCCCGGAGGCAGCAGAAGAGCUGGGUUUGAAACCAGGAACCCCAGUAGGAACAGCCCUCAUCGAUGCACAUGCAGGGGGAGUAGGUUGUCUCGGGUGUGUCCCUGCCAAUCUCAGCAGCCCCCUACCGCCUGUAACCGGUCGACUGGUCCUUAUCUGCGGUACAUCCUCAUGUCAUAUGGCCAUCAGCAAGUCAGCCACAUUUGUUGGUGGAGUGUGGGGGCCUUACUAUUCUGCCAUGUUGCCUGAACACUGGUUAAACGAGGGUGGACAGAGUGCCACAGGCAAGCUAAUAGACUUUGUGAUUGAGACUCACCCAGCGUACCAGGAGGCACUCUCACAGGCAAAUACAAAAGGUGUCCACAUACAUGGCUUCCUCAAUAGCCACAUAGAGGUGAUGAGUGGUGACAAGGGGAGACAAUCUGUUGCUCAACUCACGUCUGACCUUCACAUGUGGCCAGAUUUCCACGGUAACCGCUCACCUAUUGCAGACCCGACUCUGAAAGGAAUGGUGUGUGGGUUGACGCUGUCAUCUGGCGUGGAUAACCUGGCUCUCAUCUACCUAGCUACACUCCAAGCACUCACAUAUGGCACCCGAAACAUCAUCUCCGAGAUGAACAGAAGCGGUCACAGCAUCUCCCUGGUGUAUCUGUGUGGGGGGCUCAGGAACAACCAUCUGUUUGUCACAACCACAGCGGACAUACUCAACAUGACGGUUGUGCUGCCUGACAACACGGAGUCUGUGUUACUGGGGUCGGCCAUAUUGGGGGCCAGGGCUUCCGGGGACUACACCAGCAUCCAGGAUGCAAUGGGAAAGAUGGGAGGCAAGGGUUCAGUUGUGAUGCCAGACCAGAAUGUUCGUCAGUAUCAUGACAAGAAGUACCAGGUGUACUUGAAGAUGUUAGAACACCAGCAGGAAUACACACAGAUCAUGACCCAGUGAAGGAGAAGAGUGAGCAUGGAGGAACAUGAGCAGAAAAACAGAUUGUUCCACACACAGAGUUCUGGCAGCAGAUGCUCCGUAGGCUGGUGAAGCCUGUACGUUUUCUGGACAUGAUUCGAGAGGAACCUGAAGAGAUUAAUGUCCAUGAUUUAUCCCAGGUGGACUCAGGAGCCAUCGGCGAGAAUGUAUUCAUAAUCAGAGCUAUAUCUCUUUCUUAUGUAUUGCUGGAAUCAAUAAUUUGAAUUAUUGUAAUAUAGUCGUGGCAGGGAAGAAAAUGGGUUUAUCCAUUCAAGGUGUUGCAUGCCGAGGUAUGACUUGAAUAAGCUAAAAAUUAACACAAAAGAGAGCUGAAUGUGAUUUUGUUGUGGUUCAAUCUAAUUAACACAAAAGAGAGCUGAAUGUGAUUUUGUUAUAGUUCAAUCUCAUUGAAAUCAGACCUCAGUUCUUGCUACUGCUUAACAAAGAUCUGAGGACAUCCCAUUAGGGAUCACGUCAGAACGACUUUUCAUCCGCCCAAUCAGAGCGUCGCUUACCAGAUCAU